CCACCACCCAUUCGCCGAAACAUGCAACGCAAUCGAGCCGUGAUGCAGCGCUACGAAAUCAUAGUCAUUUGAUUUGCCAUGGAAAUAGCGAAAUACUAUGCUCAGCUACCUUACGAAUUAUCCGGGCCAAAUGUCAGUUUUGCCCUCGGACCUCCAGCGCCCCCUAUAAGAACACACACACUGACUAGCAGAGUCACCAAUCACCAACAGCAGUCCCCUUCCUUCCUUCUCCUAUUGAUCCUUAAGAAGCAUCGUUCGUUGGUCCCGAAGAAAGAGAUGGAGGUGAAGAAGAGAGCGGCAGCCAUUGCCGCCCUGUGCAUCAUGCUCCUCCUCGUGCUGCCGUCCGGGCAGCGGCAGCAGGUGUCCGCCGUGUCCGACUUCUGCAAGUGCUUCAACGACUGCUACCCUGGGUGCAGGAGCCCCGGCGUGCCGCGCUGGCUCUGCAUCCCGUUCUGCGCCAACAAGUGCAGCCCCAACACCAACCAGGCCGGCGACGGUGUCGGCUCUGCGGCUGCCACAUGCAGGAUGGCCUGCAAGAUACACAUCUGCGACUAUUCAGAGGGGCCAGCCGAUGCAGCUGACGCCGACCUCUGCAUGCAGAACUGCAACAAGAUGAAGAUAUGGAGCCACAAGGCCCAUAAUUAGCUUCCAAGCUGCUCUAGAGGAGAAAAGGAUUUUAAGAGCUAGCUUGUCGGUCAUGGGAUCGUAUAUAUACGAUGUUGAACUGCUGUGAUUGUGGCAGCUACCAAUAAAAUGAGUUUCUGUGUCUGUCAUGUCAUCUAUACUAUUAAAUGCAGAGGCAUAUCAAUAUUAAUUUUAA
Molecule: messenger RNA, 820 nt
Organism: Triticum dicoccoides
Lineage: Eukaryota; Viridiplantae; Streptophyta; Magnoliopsida; Poales; Poaceae
Exons: 2
Coding region: 79-645 (188 amino acids)
Source: RefSeq, a predicted model, not a curated record